ACGGCCCCUUAGGGUGCUGGCAGAAGAAGAGCGGCUUCCCUCACACUCACCUCCUUUCUCCACCUCCAGUCUCCCAAGCACGUCGGGCACUGCCCGGAGCGCCUGGCUCCAGAUCCGUGAAAACCGGCCAAGUAUAAAGGCUUCUCAAGAAUGAGAUGGACCCCGGGGCGUCCUCCCCUGAGAAGCAGGAGAAAGGGAAUUUAGUGGGCAUCCACAGUAAGCGGCUGGGUGUCUGCGGCUGGAUCCUGUUUGUUCUUUCUCUCCUGUUGGUGAUCAUUACCUUCCCCGUCUCCAUAUGGAUGUGCCUGAAGAUCAUUAAGGAGUAUGAACGCGCUGUUGUGUUCCGCCUGGGACGCAUCCAAGCCAACAAAGCCAAAGGACCAGGUCUGAUCCUGGUUCUGCCUUGCAUAGAUGUGUUUGUUAAAGUCGAUCUCCGGACUGUUACGUGCAACAUUCCCCCACAAGAGAUCCUCACCAGAGACUCCGUGACCACCCAGGUGGAUGGGGUCGUCUACUACAGAAUCCACAGCGCUGUCUCGGCCGUGGCUAAUGUCAACGAUGUCCACCAAGCCACCUUUCUGCUGGCCCAGACCACCCUGAGGAACGUCCUAGGGACACAGACCUUGUCCCAGAUCUUGGCUGGCCGAGAGGAAAUAGCCCAUAGCAUCCAGACCAUACUGGACGACGCCACGGAGCUGUGGGGCAUCCGGGUGGCCCGAGUGGAGAUCAAGGACGUCCGGAUCCCCGUGCAGCUGCAGAGGUCCAUGGCGGCGGAGGCCGAGGCCACCCGGGAGGCCAGGGCCAAGGUCCUUGCUGCAGAAGGCGAGAUGAAUGCUUCCAAGUCUCUGAAGUCGGCCUCCAUGGUGCUGGCCGAGUCCCCCGUCGCGCUCCAGCUGCGUUACCUGCAAACCUUAACCACCGUGGCCGCGGAGAAGAACUCCACCAUCGUGUUCCCUCUGCCCAUGAAUAUCCUGGAGGGUAUAGGUGGCAUCAGCUACAAUGACCACAAGAAGGCUCCCAGCAGAGCCUGAGGUCCUGUGGCAGCCGGCCACUGCCCAGGGAGUCGUGUCUAUUCCUGCGGAGAGCCAGCAGUAGGAGUCCUGAGAAUGGCAACACUAUUCAAGCGAAAACUCCACAGGUGUCACAGCAUUAGCAAGGACAUGCAUUAGAGGCUGCCAAAAAAAAGAGGCAAAAAUGAGGGCUUUGUACUUCUAUUUUUAGGCACAUAAACAACUUUGCAUUACUCUUAGGAUAAUCAAUUCAUAGGUGUCCUGGACUUAUAUACCAAAAGACCUUUCUUACAGUAGAGGGUGAAAUUGUUGGGGGACGGUGACUCAGCUCUCAGAAUUACUUUGUAAUAGUUUUAAGAAGCACUGUAGAUCAUUUGUAAAGUAAUACAUGUCUCUGAUUUAUACGAGAUACUUGCUUUAUAAUCUCAAAGCAACUACUUGCUAAAUUCUUGAUGAUUACAAUAAAAUCCCACAAUGCUUGAAAUUUGGAUUUGAUGAUGGUGUUAAAGACUAAAGAGGCCCCGAGGCUCUGGCUGCAAAUUCCUCACCAGCCCCCUAGCCCCACACCCUGGGCGGCAGAUUGCGUGAGACCCCCUGGGUGCGCGUCCCCCAGUCGGGAGCAGCGCCAGUUCCCAGCCUCGCAGUACCUUGUAAGAGUCGGGACAAGGCUCAGCGCAGCCACCAGCUUGUCUGUUAUUUGCUCACAGGUGACAAUGCUUGUAGAAGGUUUCCUGGGUUGAAAUCACUGGGGAAUAUCGUCCCAUGGACUUAAUGUUUUCACUCUAUUGUUAGUCCCAAGAGCCACAAGUAAUCAAGAUUAUUUGUAAACUUUACUCUCCCCCUCAAAACAAAGUUAAAAAUAAAGAAGUCAUAGAAUGUGGAUGUGAUGUAUUUUCAGGAUUGCUUUGUCAGAGAUUCUUUUGUGGCCAUAGUGCAGUUUUCUCUUGACAUCCGUUUUGUGCAAUGGGGUGAAAUUUUUUUUGUUACCUUUCACUGAAUGUCUGCUCUGUGUGACCCUGUGUGCAGCCCCUUAUGUGCCGGAA
This is a messenger RNA of Manis pentadactyla (Chinese pangolin), 2053 nucleotides long. RefSeq names its product stomatin like 3 (gene STOML3). The coding region runs from base 156 to 1031 and encodes 291 amino acids. The transcript is spliced from 7 exons. The record is from RefSeq and is a predicted model, not a curated record. NCBI's taxonomy places the organism in Eukaryota, Metazoa, Chordata, Mammalia, Pholidota, Manidae. Gene Ontology annotation, cellular component: plasma membrane.